CCGACGCUGCGUUCUAAGUGUCAUGGCGUCUUCCUUGAAGGGGGCUGGGUCCACCGCUAAAUAACAGAAUAUUCCUGUCUUUUCUCCGAUCAAAUCGUCGCUCCAUCAACAAUUUUAAGAAUAUAUUACCUGCUGACAAGAAUUCACAAUGGGGACUGUGCAUGCCAGGGUAAAACGUCUCUCUCCAAAAGUUUGGACCCCUUGCCGAUGCAUGGCCGUGAUUUAGGCGUCAACCACGACGACAUGGAAGGCAUGGAACCAGAGCAGUCAACUAAACAAGAAGUACUGGAGAACAGAGACGUUGUAGUUCAACAUGUCAACAUUGAGGGCUUGGGCAGAACCAAGGAGGACUACUUGGGCUACGAGAUCUCUGAUGUCUUCAAUGCCAAAAACCUCAUAGACGUCAUGAAGAAGUCUCAUGAUGCGAGGAUGAGGCUACUGAGAUUGGGCAUCUUCAAAGAGGUGGAGGUGCUCAUCGAUGUCUCUGAAGGCAAUGACGCCCUUCCUAAUGGUCUAGAUGUCACAUUUGAGGUGACAGAAAUGAAAAGGUUGACUGGCAGUUACAACACCAUGGUUGGCAACAACGAAGGAAGCAUGGUGCUGGGCGUGAAGCUACCCAACGCCCUGGGCCGUGGCGAGAAGGUCACCUUCCAGUUCUCGUAUGGCACCAAGGAGACCUCAUACGGCCUGUCGUUUUUCAAGCCCCAGCCAGGACACUUUGAACGCAACUUCACCCUAAACCUCUACAAGGUGACAGGCCAGUUCCCGUGGAGUUCCCUCAAGGAGACAGACCGAGGCGUCUCAACAGAGCUAAACUUUCCCCUGUGGAUGUCCAAUCACACGCUGAAGUGGGAGGGGGUGUGGCGUGAGCUGGGCUGCCUGGCCCGCAGUGCCUCCUUUGCCGUGCGGGAGGAGAGUGGCCACUCGCUCAAGUCCUCCCUCUCGCACACUAUGUCCAUAGACACCAGGAAUUCUGCCAUCCUCCCCAGGAGAGGUGCCUUACUGCGGAUCAACCAGGAGCUGGCUGGUUACACAGGUGGGGAUGCCAGCUUCCUCAAGGAGGACGUUGAGCUGCAAUUCAACAGACCCUUCCUGUUUGGAUCGGUCCUCUCUGCCUCUCUGUGGGGAGGGAUGCUCAUGCCAAUUGGUGGAAAGCCUUCCUGCAUCGCCGACAGGUUUUAUCUUGGGGGGCCAACCAGUGUCAGAGGCUUUGGCAUGUACAGCAUUGGACCUCAGAGUGAAGGUGAUUACUUGGGAGGGGAAGCGUACUGGGCCGGGGGGCUGCAUCUCUACACCCCUCUGCCGUUCCGUCCGGGCCGCGGCGGCUUCGGAGAUCUCUUCAGAACACACUUCUUCCUCAACGCCGGAAACCUCUGCAACCUCAACUACGGGGAAGGUCCCCAUGCCCACUUGCAGAAGCUGGCCGAGUGCAUCCGCUGGUCGUACGGGGCCGGCAUCGUGCUGCGCCUGGGCAACAUCGCACGGCUGGAGCUCAACUACUGCAUUCCCAUGGGGGUCCAGAGUGGAGACAGAAUAUGUGAUGGCGUGCAGUUUGGUGCUGGAAUCCGUUUCCUGUAACGUCCAUCUGAGAUGACUCAUGUCCUUUUGCGAAGAAUUCUGGGAGUGAGAGGGAUAAGCGUCCUUGUUGAAGACACACACACACACACACACACACACACACACACACACACACACACACACACACACACACACACACAGCAUGCACACAUUUUCACACACCCCUCCCCACCCUCACUAUUCAACUUUUCUAUUUAACAUUGAUUGAAACGAGCCUGUAAGAUUUCUGCCAUAUUUGAAUUCUGCUCUGUGUCCAUAUCAUUGCUUUAAGAGAUGAAGAUAAAUAUGUAAUGUAUGUAGCUGAAUUGCGUACUGUGUGCAGCUUGUUUGUACAAGUGUAAGUCUGACGGAGCUUGCUUUUAUGAAUGUCUUGGGAUUGUGGCUUGACAGGUUUUGUUGACAUUUGGAGACACAUUUUUUAACAAAGAGGAUUUUGACUUAGGAAGCUGAACCUUGAAAUAUGCAGAAUGAAUUAGAAAUACAAAGGUUUAGUUUGUUCAAGAUAUUUGUGCGUUAACAUACACAGCACCUUUUAAAUGAGAUUAGGGGGGUAAAGCUUACCCUCUUCCACGCUCCUUCUUGCACUCUUACUUCCCCAUCCCUUUGUGUUUUUGUAGGUUUUGUUUGUAUGUCCGCAUUGUCAAGGGGUCAUUGUCAUUACCAGAAAAGAAAAUCAUGAAGCGCCAGAAUACAAAAAUGGUGGAAAUCACAGGCCUACCAUUUAUUUAAUUUUUUUUUGUCAUUAAAUAUCAAGUCCUUAAUUUUGUGCCUACCCUAAACUUGGAAACAUUUGGGAAAAAGAAGCAUACAGAACAAAAGCAUUGGCCUCAAGAACCACUAAAACGUAGAUACAUUUUUAAUAAUGCCUCCUAAUCUAACAGAGGGUUGCCACAAAUAACAUCCACAUUUUUAAGCAGUAGUGGCAUAUUAAAGACAAGAAAGUAUAAGGACUUGAUGGCGUAGAACUACCCUCACUGAAAAGAGUCUUUAGGCUUCUUCAAAAUUGUCUGUCUGGUUAGUGACUGGCUUAAACAAACACAUUCCGGACCUAGAUAAAGGUGAAGUUUUGUGACUGAUGAGUUUUUGUUCCUUAACACACUUGGUAAGGUGGUACAUUGACAUCUGAAUGAGAUUAACCCAUCACCAUUUGAAGUUGCAUUGCUUUAAAGCCAGCCAGACAGUUACAAAAAAGCCUUUUGACUCUCGUGCCUCUUGCCAAAAUGGGUACAGUACAUAGACAGAGACCACAUAGCGUCUUUUCACAACGCACUUACGCCAUGUCGAGUUUUCAUUGGCUACGAUGCUUAACCCAUUCGCUACCUUCCCUCUGCCGCGGGGGAUGGGAGUAGUGAUAAGCAAAACAUCCCUACAUCCUUUCUUCACUUGGUCAGUAACUAAACAAAGGAGAGAAAAAAAUGCAAAAACUGUGCCUAGACCGAAAAAAAAAAUCCAACCCCAGCCUGUCCAUAUAGCCUUGUUUUAACAUUUGAUUGGCAUAACUUAUCAAUCAGUUCCUAAUCCCAAUAGACUGUAAGCAUGAAGGUUGUUUCAUUGAAGUGUCGUAGUUCUGGGAAUAACAGUAAACAAGGUUGCCCAUCCAGACCAAUAAUAAAAAGCAGUUAGCAACUUCGGUAGUUGUCCAUGGGAAAUUAUAUUGCAAUCAACAAAGUAGCUAACAUAGGAACUACGCUUUCCAGAAAUGCACCCCUGAACGGCACGGUGUUGGCAGUGAAGAGGUUAUGCGUCCUGCCAAUUAACAGGGUAGACAGAACAUCAUACAACUGCGUUGUGAGAAAUAUAAAACCCACAUGGGGUCCUGCUGACGGUUAACAUGGAGGGCCCAAACAAAUCUGGUGCUCAUCUGUGGGCUUGGGCGGGAAAGCCACAAAUCUACCAGCAGUGCACUUACUAACCUUUAGUCCUCUUAUUCAAAAAUAUUAAAUAAUUCACAUUUGAACUGUUGAAUCUGCACAGAAAUAAAUCACAAUUUUAUCCCAA
This is a messenger RNA of Engraulis encrasicolus (European anchovy), 3576 nucleotides long. It is a transcript of the gene samm50l, whose product is annotated as sorting and assembly machinery component 50 homolog, like. Gene Ontology annotation, biological process: mitochondrial respiratory chain complex assembly; protein insertion into mitochondrial outer membrane. Gene Ontology annotation, cellular component: outer membrane. The record is from RefSeq and is a predicted model, not a curated record. The transcript is spliced from 15 exons. The coding region runs from base 208 to 1578 and encodes 456 amino acids. Lineage: Eukaryota; Metazoa; Chordata; Actinopteri; Clupeiformes; Engraulidae.